This is a messenger RNA of Geodia barretti, 4230 nucleotides long. Lineage: Eukaryota; Metazoa; Porifera; Demospongiae; Tetractinellida; Geodiidae. The record is from the annotation of a GenBank genome assembly.
GCCCAUUCGUUCAUAUAAUGGGAAGCUCUGCCGUCGUCCAGCGGCACAAAAUCGCGCGCGUAGCAAAACGCGCAUGCGCACGCAUCUUCGGUGUGGGGGGCGGGACGGCCGUGUACCAUGGAACAGUACCAUAUCUUGGAGAGGAUUGGAGAGGGAGCCCAUGGAGUUGUAUUGAAAGCUAAACACCUACAGACUGGUGAAGUAGUGGCACUGAAGAAAAUCCCACUCAAGAAACUGGACGAUGGUAUUCCAAAUUCGGUUUUGAGGGAGAUGAAAGCACUGCAGGAGUGUGAAGACAGUCAUCACGUUGUUCGUUUGAGGGAUGUUUUUCCACAUGGCCCUGGAUUCGUGUUGGUGUUUGACUACAUGCUCUCUGACUUGGCCAAGGUGAUCAGAAACUCGGAGCAUCCCCUGACAGAAGCAAGUUCUUCCUCCCUCUAUCCUUCAUCAGACCUUGACCUAAAGCCAGCAAAUUUGCUUAUAAGUCCCAUGGGACAUUUGAAGAUUGCAGACUUUGGGUUGGCCAGGGUGUUCUCUGGGGAGAGUGGGCGACUCUACAGUCACCAAGUUGCCACAAGGUGGUACAGGGCUCCAGAGUUAUUGUACGGGGCAAAAGAGUAUGAUCUUGGAGUGGACAUGUGGGCAGUUGGCUGUAUCUUUGGUGAGCUUUUGAACAACUCUCCUCUAUUUCCGGGAAUGUCAGAGCUUCCAGACUUCAAGAAGAUAUUGUUUCCCGAAAUCCCUCCCAUUCCUCUUGAAGUGGUUGUUCCUGAUGCACCAUCUCAGGCUAUUGAUCUCUUGAGCAAGUUUCUUGUGUACUAUUCAAAGAAGCGCACAACUGCUAGCAAUCGAAACGGAAUGGAGCUACUCCGACCACUUCUUACCUUAGCUGUCGUCUCUCUGUUCGUGGUGGAUGUAAGAGCGAAGCUGAAAGGCGACGAAUGUGAAGUAUGUAUCAACUUCCUGAACAAGUUAGUGGGGAAAAUGAAAGAGCGAGAGGUGACCGUGAGCGACCACGAAAUCGUUGAGGUGGAACUGAUGAAGGCUUGUAAAGAUGCCAAGGGAAAAGAUUCAAGCUUUGUAAGUUUGUUGAUACCUCCAUUACCAGAAUAGAAGCACAUCGACCUGAACAGUGUGGACCUCAAGACGCUAAAGGUGAAGGACCUGAAGAAGAUACUCAACCAGUGGGGAGAGGAUUGCAGAGGCUGUGCCGAGAAGUCAGACUUUGUCAACCGCAUCAACGACCUCAAACCACUUCACGUAGAGCUAUGAGCUCGUUUCUUCCAUCUGUAGUCUUAUUUGAUAUAAUUAUUUUAGCCAUGUAUUUAAACACCUCCGAUUUGUAAACAUCCACUGUCUUCAAGAAAAAUCAGUUGUAAUAACCAGGUAUUAAAUUUCUGACCAUUAUUUUGUACACGGAAUCUCAGUUUUGAUUUGGCAUGAUGGAACAAAUUUCACGUGACAAGUAGACCGCAGCAUAAAAAGCAAUGAUAGUACAUACAAAAGUGCAAAGAGAUAGGAGACAGUAACAAUCCUCGCACCAUUUACCAGCAUACACCCGAAGAGACAAACAUGUGUACAUGUCCAUAAAUACAACCCUCAUAAUAACCUGAAUAGCCUAUUGUACACCCUCUUCAGUACAAGUACCCACAGCAGUUGGCCUCCCCACAGAGGCACUCCACCUGACCCUGUUCGUCUUGGUUCAUCUGGUAGUCAAAGGUCAGCUCCUGACCUGUGCUGAUGUUCUGUGUGGAGAAGAAGGCGAUGCGAGGGAGCCUCUCGUCCAGCGUGUCGAUCCAGACUGAGUAGACCCUCAGGUUUGGAUUGCAAGAGUGAUUGAAGAAGUGGGAGAUGUUGCCGUAGUGUGCAGCGUCUAUGGUGAAAGCGUUGUCAUCGCAGUUGAAGUCGAGGUCAAAGAGAUAGGUCCUGCCCUCCUGGUCGUAGAGCUCCCCGCGCCUCUCCGCCUCCUCCGUCGUAACCACCUCCCCUACGUACUCCGUCACAAAUGUGUUUGGUUUUAUCGGCUCCAUUGUCUUGACUCCCCAACCCCGACCGUUGGGCGUGCGGAAGAUGCACAUGUUGAUCUUUCGUCCACAUUGCACGAUGCGGUUGAUGCAGUCCUGCGGACAGUUGCAGCGAGAGUUGCAUUCGUAGAUUGGGUUCCCCGGCGGUAACCUGAUCUUCCCGGCGAGGGAGUAAGGGAACUCUGCUCCGGCCAUUUUCGGACAGCAGUACUGGUUCUUGGGGCUGCACUUUUUCCCCAUGAGGUAGCAGUUGCAUCCGCACACCGUGCUCCCGACUUCGGAACUCUGCGGGUUCGGGACCCCUUCUCCGUACAGGUUGGAUGUGAUGUACUUGAAGGUCCACGGGAUUGGAGCCUGGUCGAUGCGAUUCUCUACGAGAAUGAAGGCCUCGUUUUUCCGGCAUUGCUGGUUGAGCAUGAACUGCCACUCCAGGAGCUCCUGUUGAUACUCCGGGUUAGGGAUCAGUGGCUGGGAGUACACUGGGUCUAACGACACUGGGGCUGUAGUCGGAGAAGAUAGUUGGACUGUUUGUAGGAGAGAAGGUUGGGGCGGUGGCGUGGGGGGCAAACUAAACGUCGGAGUGAGGUAGGCCUUUGCAUUCAAGGAAGAGGUGGUGGAGGAGACUUCAGCGUGACCUCCACUGCCAGAGGUGCUAGAGCCACUCGAAGGGACUAGCUCUAGUGAGGGAGUGGGUGAGGAGGAAUGUGCUCGUUUCCGCAGCCGUCUCUUGGACCAGGACUCGCUGUCAGACGAGUUCUCGGUGGCAGUGGACUGGGUGGUCGAGGUGGGAGUGUGGCAAACGAUCCCAUUCUUUUUCUUCAAGACAACCUUCUUGCCGUUUGGUGUGCGGCCGUUCAAGACGACCAUCUUGCCGUUUGCAGCGUGGGUGUUCAAGACCGCUUUCUUGCUGUUCAUGGGGUGGCCGCCCAAGACCAGUUUCUUGCCAUUUGCAGCAUGGCCGUUCAAGACCACAUUCUUGUCGUUUGCAGUGUGGCCAUUGGGUAGUAGGCUCUUCCCGAUUGUCUCCACUCUGUUGUUCCGCUGAAGCACCGAGUGGUUGAGCCCGUUCAACGUGCGCUUUAUCCGCGAAGAGCAGACGUUUAUCUGAACCCUUGAGUGGCCUUUUACCAUGGGAGGCUGUUCCAAGGAAGGAAGCGGCGUCUCUCCAGACAGACUACUACGGUUCCCAGAGACACUGCUGUCCUCGUCCGAAUCGAGAUGCAGUCGGAAUGAAUCGUCGACAGAGAAACUACCGUCUGACACCAGCGAGCUCGAGUCGUCGCAACUCGACAAGAGAGGGCUCACGGAUGGAGAGGUGAGGACAAAGUCGCCCCCACUCCUCCCCUUCCUCUGCUUCAGUAUGUCCUUCACCUUUUGUCUGCUUCGCGAGGAAGCUGAUUUCGGUCGCUGUUGCUGUUCCCUGAAUCUCACUGACGAGGAUGGUAGGAGUUUCGGUGUUGAAAAAUGGGCACCCUUCUUGACCCUGUCUUUUUCAGUGGCCCGUCUGUGUUGAUGAGAAAAAGACGACAGUCUCCUGCUGGUUCCGCUUGUCGGCUCGGACAAAUGCAGCCGUAGCGUGCCCUUUGAGUGCAGGGUAUUACUCACGAGAAUGUCAUUUGCCGGCAAUGAGCUAUCGUCAGGCUGGUUCGACCUCCCCGGCUUUGCUUUCGAACGGGCCCUAACUUUCGAGGAGCCGGACAUCGAGUGAACCUUUGCUUUUGUCGAAGAAGAAGAGGAUGCUGAAUUGGGGGGAACUACUGGAGUUGCGGUAGUGUGGGAGAGAUUGGAGGGGUUUACGAAUACAUUCUUGCCGAGGUAGGACUGGAGGAGGUCCCAGCAGUUCAUGCCGCUGGCCAGCACCCACGAGUUCUCUUCCUCCCCAUACCCCUUCCACUUGAGAAGGUACUCGUACUCUUGGUACUCUUCAGACUGCAAACAUACAACAACCACUGUAUAUAUAGAAUUAUCACAAGUGUCCCGAAUGCGGUUGGAUCGUGUACGUGUGCUAAACCAGAGGAUUCGCAGAAAUUGCUUUAAGAGAUUCUCGAAAUAUCGUCACGGAAGGGCACUACUGAUACUCAAAUGGCAGCCAAAGUAUUGGCAUCGAAUCCACACAUAGACAAGAUAUAAUACAUAAUAGUGUCAGUUUUACCCAAAUUCAUACAAAAUUUCCAGUGCCAAAAGUGAAUACACAUAUUUUAAAACU